This is a messenger RNA of Hibiscus syriacus, 1623 nucleotides long. RefSeq lists its product as uncharacterized. Bases 1 to 1623 code for a protein of 540 amino acids. The record is from RefSeq and is a predicted model, not a curated record. The transcript has 6 exons. NCBI's taxonomy places the organism in Eukaryota, Viridiplantae, Streptophyta, Magnoliopsida, Malvales, Malvaceae.
AUGAGUUCGGAAGUAAAAGUUUCAGCAGCUCGGAAGUUGUUUCGUUGUCAAAGAGUAGAGGUGGCUUACAUUCAAGAAACUGAGAAGGAAAUGUUUUCGGAAGAUGAUGUUAGAAAGGUAUGGUAUGAUGAUGAUUUUGAUUUUCGGAAGGAGGGCCUCAGCUGCGGAUUGGUUACAAUAUGGGAUAAGAGUAAAUUCCAGGUAGAGAGGUGCUUUAUUGGAAAGAACGAAGUGGAUGCAGGAGUCGUCAAUCAGGAAUCGAGGAUUUCAAUUUUUUUUAUAGAGAAUUGCAAGUUAUUCGAUGUCCCAUUGAUAGGGAGGAAAUUUACUUGGUACGGGUCAAAUGGAAGAAGAAGUAGGCUCGAUAGGGUGUUUGUGGAGGAAGAUUGGAUGGUUUCUAAUCCAGAUACUACACUUUGGGGUCUCUCUCGAUCGGCUUCAGAUCAUCUUCCUAGACCUUUCAAAUUCAUCAAUGUAUGGCUAAAACAGGAAGGCUGUGUCGAAACUAUUAAGGAAGCAAUGGAAGCAGCAAACAAGACUGAUAAUGAGUUUCAUAGCAAGUUAAAAAUUAUUAAAGGGGCUUUGAGGAGAUGGAAUAAGGAAUCUUGCUCUGAUUUUGACUCAAAGGCUCAAAUUCUGGAAAGAAGAAUUAACGAAAUAGAAGAAUUAGAGGAUAAAGGCAAAUCUGGACGUGAAUUUGCAAGAAGAAUUGUUACAAAGGCUGUUAAGAUCCGAAGCAAGAGAAGGACGAUUCUUGGUCCAAAUUUAGGAGAAGGAAGUGGAGCUGAUCCGAAGAAACUAAAACAGAAAGUUUUCAAUCAUUUUCAAGAACAGUUCAGCUGUAACAAAAGGGGCUGGCAGGCUAUUUUUAACUUGGAUUUCAAACGCUUAUCAACAAUGGCAGCAAGCAAUUUGGAACUUCCGCUCUCAUUAGAGGAAAUCAGAGACGAUGUUUGGAGUUGUGAUGAUUCAAAAGCACCCGGUCCUGACGGAUUCAACAUGCUUUUCUUCAAAAAGUGCUGGGAGAUGGCAAAUGAUGAUUUAGUAAAAGUGUUCGAGAAAUUUUAUAGGAAUGGAAAUCUCGAGAAGAAUGUUAAUUCUUCUAUUCUUGCACUCAUCCCUAAAACAAGUAGCCCAAAAGAAGGCCGACAGAUUUUUGAUGGAAUUCUUAUUGCCAAUGAAGUACUUCAUUCGAUGCAACAGGAAAGCAAUGAGAUGGGAGGGCAACGUAUGGGAUUCAGAAUUAAAUGGCGAGCUUGGAUAUGGGAGUGCAUCUUAACAGUAAAAGUUUCGGUGCUUUUAAACAGCUCUCCAACAAAAGAGUUUAAGAUGAUGAAAGGCUUGAGACAGGGAGAUCCAUUAUCUCCCUUCUUGUUCAUAAUGGUAACGGAAGCUUUACAUUUAGUAUUGGAAAAGGCGAUUGAAAAAGGCUCAUAUAAAGCUUUAGGCUGUAUAAAUCACAUUGGGCUGAAGGGAAAAGCAGUGAGGAUAAUGUGGUCUGAGAGAGAUCCUUCAACAACAGAGAUUGGUAUUGCCAAUCUCUUUGUCAAGAACCUGGCUGGACACUUGGUUGGAGGGAAUCUUCAGCCCAUUUGGGAAUAUUCUUUACUGCAAGAUCGCUGA